This is a messenger RNA of Bipolaris oryzae ATCC 44560, 3399 nucleotides long. RefSeq lists its product as uncharacterized. The record is from RefSeq and is a predicted model, not a curated record. Gene Ontology annotation, molecular function: protein-folding chaperone binding. NCBI's taxonomy places the organism in Eukaryota, Fungi, Ascomycota, Dothideomycetes, Pleosporales, Pleosporaceae. The transcript has 6 exons. The coding region runs from base 1 to 3399 and encodes 1132 amino acids.
AUGGCGCGUCGCUCUGCUCGUCUCUUGAAGCGCGAGGCCACGCCUGAUGGCUCAACAAAGCCCAACGACAGCCGGCACAACGCGUCCCCUGCAGACCUAGGACUUCCAGAUCUCCCUGAGCUCCCAGAACCAGGCACGGCGACCCCGUCGCAGUCAAAGCCCUCUGAGGGCGUCCAGCCUACGUCGCAGCCGGCGCAAGUACCAGCUAUGGCGACCCCUACGCCCCAUAAGAAUAGCUUGACCAAGCUGCCCGUUGCAGCUACGGAGAUUCGCACGCCCAAGGACCGUACCACUAUCAAGCCUGCAGGUCAGGAAAUGCACCCGGUGCAUCAUCAUGCGAGCACGGCCAAGGUUUUGGAUGAGGCGCGUUGGCUAGGGUUCCAGUCUCUGGGCGCGCACACUGCACCACCAAAGGUAGCUGGUCUGGCGGCAGGCCAGGCUACUCCUUCCAAAACUCCUGUACCCACUACUACAGGCUUGACCUCAAACAUCGAGUCUUCGCCGGAUUUCCGCUUUCGGUUCAAGUCUCCUGUGCUCGAGGGCCCCAAACCAGACGAAGCCGGAUUGAGCCCAAGCUCGCGCAACAUCUUGAAGAGUGCUGGUAUUACAGGUACCCCUGGUGCCGGCAGCCGUGCCUUGUUUGGUACUAGCGAGUGGUCUUCCAAAGCCGAUGUGUCACCCCAACGCAAAAAGGCAGAAGCCAAGGGCAAGCUGGCCCGCUUCAGCGAUGUGCAUAUGAAGCAGUUCAAGAACAUGGAUUCGAUCGCUAACCACCCUUCUGCAUUCCGUGCCGACCCAUCUCGUUUCAAACCUGUUAUUGGCCAGCCGCUUAAGAAAUCGCCUUCAAAGCCAGAACUUUCGAAUCCUGAGACAAACAGACUCAAGCGCACACAGUCCAAGACUGAUAUUGCAGAAUCGAGCACAACUCCUAAUAGUAGUCUGAAGCGCACGCAGUCCAAGUCGACCACGACAGGUUCUGGAAGCAACGUUCCGCCAACGCCAUUGAAGCGUACACUAUCUAAGAUGGAUCUUGCCGGCCCCAGCGUGCCACGUUCUGAGCCUGCGCGUCGCAUGGCGCCCCCGAACCGCGACGGUCGUCCCGCCUCACGAGAUGGCGAAAGCAGUCGUAACCCAACAUCAAAGCGUGUCAAACGCACCGAGUCUGACGAUGCUGCGACUACCCGUCCCGAAUCUCAUGAAAAGAACUCUGAAGAUUCUACGCCUGCGAUUGCAACUCCAGCGCGCAGGAUCACGUCUCAAACUGCGCUUCCCCGUCUGGCCGCCCGCUUGAUGACGCCCACCAGGUCGUCGGCCGCCCGUUCACAAAGCGUUAAGACUCUGAAGACCACCUCGAUGAUUUCAACCUUUGGUAAAUUACCUUCUACAGUCAAAAUAGCCAAGUCAGCGUCUACAGAUCAGUCAUCGUCUCCAUCCAGCAAGCUUAGUCAGAUACGGGCUGCAAGGGAUGGUGCAAGAGAAGGUCUGCGUAAGGCAAGUCACAACCUUCAGCUUGUUCGCUCCAUUCUUCGUACUCCCAACCGCAAGUACUCGAAUGACCCCAACAAGGUCGCAGCAGGCACACACUUGUCUCCCCCGGUGUCUUCGAACUUGGACAAUGCUCUAACCGCUGUUCCAGCUACGGCUCCAGUGAAGAAGCACGUCAAUUUCUCUAGUAGUACUCUGGAGCGAGCUUCGCACGAAGAACUGGGCAAGUCGCCAUCGCCAAUGAAGUUUGGCGCGGGCAGUGAGGUCCCCACCGGUGCCGUGAUAUAUCCCAACUUGAGCGCUGUCGUCAACAAUCUGGAGCUGUCCAAAGAUGCCGAAACCUUGAAAGGUUCUCCAUCACGGCGUCUCGUAUUCGGGGGCGAGGCCCCCAACCAUCCGCGCUCUUUUUCGUUUGAGUCUGGGAAGUCUGUCAACUUUGGCCCUGCAUCAGCCGGCACGAUCCGCAUGGUCCGCAACAGCGACACUUCGUCGCGUGCCGAAGGCAGCAAGCGCAAGCUAGAAACCUUGCAGGAGAACUCUGACAAGGAAAACGACGGCCCUGCCGAAGAGGAGACGCGCUCGUCCAAGAAAGUCAAGCAUGCGUCUGCACCUACUCCAAAGACUCCCGCUCGCACCAACAAGCUGCCACUCGACGAAUUGAAGAAGUCCUUCAAUUUCUUCAACAGCAGCUCUUUUCUAGGCGACAACGUAGCUUCUUCACACGAUACCGAGCAUCAGUCUACAGACGCGCUAUCGAAGGCUAUCCGCUUCCUGCAGAAUCGUGGCCUGAGCGAUAUUACCGAGAUCGUCCUGAACCCUCGCUUUGACGAUCCGACCUACCUUGUCACAGUUGCUAUUGCACUGGCCUCCAUUAUUGUGGGCAUGUCUUGGUUCUCACGCGCUGGUGGGAGCUGGGGAGGGCGUUUUUCGCCAUUUGGCCGCCCUGGCAACUCGCCCAAUGCUGGCGUUGUAAACGACUCCGAUUUCUCGUACAUCACAAACGAAGAUUUGCGUCGGAAUGGACAGGCAUCAACACCUGAAAUUGUAGACUGGGAUGACAAGAACCCGGAGCGAGAAACAGAUGUGCUCAUCUUCAAGCAUGGACGAACCCACUAUCCUACACAUUUCCCGGCGCACAGCAUACGUGAUGGAGACCUCAAGAUCGGUACGAUACGACAGGCCGCGGCGAAGAAGUUGGGCGUCGAUGACUACAGGAAGAUACGUAUGUUCUACAAGGGCAGGAAUUUGAAGCACGAUGAGCGGGCAGGGCGGGAAGAAGGGCUACGUGGCGAUGGCAGUGGUAGUGAGAUUCUAGUCACAGUAGGCGAGGCACCUAUCGGCGGUCACGGUGCUGCUUCAGAAGAAGCACCACCGCGCGCCUGGAGCGAGGGUGAAGAGGAUGAUGACGACGAUGACGACUCCGGCGUAAAUACAUCCGGCAAAAAGAAGUCUCGCAAGCGUGGCGGCAGAAAGAGCAAGAAGAAGGGGGGUGUCUCCUCCGGCAACGCAUCCGGAACUUCGACACCUGGCUACACCACCGCCGGAGCUGGCGCCGAAUACCUCCCCAUCCCUUCCCACAUCAACGCCGCACCCCGCCCUACCUCUGCGCCCCCACAAAACACCUCCAAGCCCGCCCAACCUCAAACCCCCAUGGGCAAACUCGACGCCGUCGCCAGCAAGUUUCACACCGAGCUCGUCCCGCUGUGCAUACAGUUCAUGUCGAACCCGCCCGAAGAAAAGGCGAAAAAGACGUUUGAGUACAAGAAGUUGAGCGAGACUAUCCUCACGCAAAUUAUUUUCAAGCUCGAUGGCGUGGAUACUGAGGGUGAUCCCGAUGCGAGGGUUAAGCGGAAGGCGCUGGUCAAGGAGGUACAGGCUAUGAUGGCCAAGUUGGAUGAGGUAGGGAAGGAAUAA